UACAUUGAAUUGCACCCAUAAAAUAUAACAAAUCAAAGGGGGAAAACUAGGAAAAACAAGACAAUGGUAACAUCUUCUUCUUCUUCUUCUUUGGGUUCAACACUAGUCUUAUGCCUAAUUGUUUCUUCCUUAAUGACACCAAGCACAAGUAACCCCUUAUCCCAAGUGUGCAUCAAAUCCAAGAAUCCAAGGUUUUGCUUGCAAGUUUUUGGCCUAAAUCCUCAUAGGAGUCCUUAUGAGUUGACACAAGAGGCCAUCGACUUAGCACUGAAAAACGCCUCCGAGACAACAAAAAAGAUUCACACCUUUCUCGAUCAGACAAAAAAUGAUAACAAGAAAGUGAUAUAUUAUUUAUGUUUGAAUUAUUACCAAUCUGCCAAUGAUGUUUUAAGAGAGGCAGAGGAGUACUAUUUGAAGGAAGGUCCAUAUAGUAACAUUAACGCAGCAGGAAAAUUAGUCCAGGAAGCUAGUUUUCAUUGCGAGAAUGAAUUUCAAAAAAUAGUAGGUUAUGUUGAUGUCUCUACUCUUACAAAGGACAAUGAGAACUUGGGAAUUUUUGGUAGUAUAAUUGUGGCUGCAGCAGACCUUCUAUCUAAUUCGACAUCGGCAAAAAAGUAGUACGUGAUAAAAGUCAUGUAUUAGGGAAAGAAUUCCAAUAAUGGAAAAACGAUUUGUUACUUUAGUUUUUCCAUAAAUUUCAUGGAGAAUUUUUA
This is a messenger RNA of Lycium ferocissimum, 713 nucleotides long. RefSeq names its product pectinesterase inhibitor-like. Bases 64 to 618 code for a protein of 184 amino acids. Gene Ontology annotation, biological process: negative regulation of catalytic activity. The transcript has a single exon. Gene Ontology annotation, molecular function: pectinesterase inhibitor activity. The record is from RefSeq and is a predicted model, not a curated record. NCBI's taxonomy places the organism in Eukaryota, Viridiplantae, Streptophyta, Magnoliopsida, Solanales, Solanaceae.